AUGGUUGAUGAGGAAGAUAUGGAUGUUCCUACAAGUAGUAAUUUUUCGGAUGAAUAUCGUGUAAGUUAGAAACGAGAAAUUAAUUAAGCAUAUUGAUUGAUAUUUUUCAGCCGGUUCGACCCUCUUCAUCUGCCGAUUCAACCAAGAGAAAAAUUGUUAUCAAAAACUUCAAAUCGCACCCUGUUAUUCCAGAAAUCAGCGAAGUUUCGGAAUGGCACACUAUUAAUGAAAGUAUUGAAGCUAUUUUAGAAAACAAGAAAGUUAUCACAAGUUUGGAAACCUUGUUCAAUGUAUGUUUUUUAUUUCUAAAUCUCAUAUCGUUUCACAAAAUGAUAUUUUCAGUUAGUUAAAUCAUCAACAGAUCAAAAUCAUCCAAAAGCUUUAUAUGAUCGCCUUCUUGGUGUAAUAAGGGAAUAUUGUAUUCAACUGAAGUAAGUAAUAUUCAUUUUUCAAUAUAAAAUUUAUCGUUUAGAACAACAAUCGAGUUAGAAAAUGAUAUUCCAAUGUCGGAGGAUACAUGCGAAGUUUAUAUCUUGAGAUUCUGGAAUGUGUGGAAAGUUUAUCCUGUUAAAAUGACACUCAUUCGGAAUGUUUUUCUUUAUUUGGAUCGUGUAUUAUUGUCUCAAACAGGAGAUUCUGAUAUUCUACCAAUUUGGUUUGUUUUUAAUUUCAACUUGUCUUAAAUUACACAAUUUUAUUUCUUUUUAGGGAAGCAUCGAUGCGAAUGUUUCGAAGAGUAUUCUUUCCUGAUAUUGAAAACGAUUUCAAAUCACACAAACUAUUCCUAGCACUUUUCCUUGAUAUUCAAAGAAUGAUGAAACAUUAUGACGCGCAAGGAAUUGCACUUCGUGAAAUUUUUGGGAUGUUUUCAGCGAUUCAUAUGAAUGAUGAAUUUAUGGAGUAUUUAGUUCUUCAAAUAAAUGAUACUUAUUCCAAUAAAAAUCUGGAUCUUCCGGUAAGAAAACUUAAGAUGUUUGUCAUAAGAAAUUAUUUUUCAGUGCAAAGAUUACAUUAAAUAUGCUGAUAAUGUUAUCAAACAAUUCAGAGAAUUAGUGGAUUUGUAUUUCUGCGAACCAAGUGCAUCACGAGUAGUUUUCGAAGCUCUUCUCAAAUGUCUUAUUUCCAAAUCUAUCAAGCAAAUUGUUUUGAAUGGAUUUGAUCAACUUCUAGAUUCUGAUGAAAUUUCGGAUGUUUCUCGAAUGUUUCAAUUAGUGAGAAGAGUUAAUGGAGGAGAGGAUAUAGUUCGGAAUGAAUUUGCAAAAUAUAUCAAAGCAAAAGGUCAACAACAUAUGGAAACUUGUUCAGAUAAAGAUUUUUUCAAACAGUUAUCGUUAUUCAAAAAACGAAUUGAUUUGAUUGUCGAAGUGGGGUUUGUCAGUUCAAUUGACAUUAAUAAACUACGUCAAACUGUUCGAGAUUCUUUUGAAUCGUUUAUGGAUUCGAAAGGAAAUAAAUCAGCCGAACUUAUUGGUUAGUUAUUUCUAAGUUUUUGAAAAAUCCUCUAUAAUUUCAGCAAGACACUUCAAUGAAACUUUACGCAAAUCGAAAGAAUAUAAAGAGGAAGACAUCGAUGAUGCAAUUGUUUUAUUCCGUUUUAUUCGUGGAAAAGAUAUCUUUGAGGCAUAUUAUAAACGAGAUCUUGCCAAACGACUUCUUUCGGAUAAAAGUGCUUCUGUUGAUGCUGAAAAGUCGAUUUUAACAAAGUUAAAAUUGGAAUGUGGUGCUGGAUUUACUCAUAAAUUAGAAGGAAUGUUCAAAGAUAUGGAAAAUAGUGCACAGUUGAAUAACAGUUUUGCACAACAUUUGUCUGAUCUAACAAAUACCCCAAAAGAGAAAUUAAAGUAUUAUGUUCGUGUUAUCACAAGUGAUCUCUGGCCAAAUUAUGAUUUAUAUGAGGUAAUUUUUAAUCAAAUAUUCUAGUUUUAAGUGUUCAAUUUAUUGUAGGUGAAUCUUCCAAGGGAAAUAGAAACAUCGUUAGUGGAUUUUUCGGAUUAUUACAAGCUAAAACAUGGGAAUCGAACUAUUAAUUGGAUUUAUUCUUUGUCACACGCAUAUGUUUUUGCUAGAGUUCGACCAGGAUACGUGAAAGAAUUUCUUGUCAAUUUUAGUCAAACAUCCGUGCUUCUUCUUUUCAAUUCUUGCGAAAAAUGGACAUUUAAUGAGAUGCUGAAUGCAACUAAACUUCCAAAAGAUGAACUGAAAAAGACAAUUUUAGCAUUACAUGGUUCAGAAGCAGAGAACUCCAAGCAGACCCGAAUUAUUAAUGCAUUAUGUGAAAAUGGAGAUAUUAAUUCAAAAACAACUUCUGACAAUGUGGAAAAACACAGUUUUGUUUUCAACUCAAAAUUGACUGAUAGUCGUUAUCGAAUCCCUGUUCUCAAUGUUUAUUUAAAAACACCGGUAAGUUUAAUUAUAGAAAACAUCAACUUAUGUUAGAAAGUUUUAAAUAGACAAAGAGCCUAACUCAAAAACUCCCAAUACUUUUUCUUAUUUUUUCAGAAAGAAGAAAAAGAACAAGUAGAACAAGAAGUAAAUCAAGAUCGACAAUAUCAAAUCGAUGCAGCAAUUGUUCGAAUUAUGAAAUCAAGAAAAGAAUUGACACAUUCCGCAUUGAUUCAAGAAAUAAUGGCUCAAUUAAGAUUCCCGGUGAAAAGUGUCGAUAUCAAACUUCGAAUUGCUUCAUUAAUUGAACGAGAUUAUUUGUCUCGAGAUCAAGAAGAUACCAACAAAUAUCAUUAUGUUUCAUAG
This is a messenger RNA of Caenorhabditis angaria, 2748 nucleotides long. The record is from the annotation of a GenBank genome assembly. NCBI's taxonomy places the organism in Eukaryota, Metazoa, Nematoda, Chromadorea, Rhabditida, Rhabditidae.